Messenger RNA from Aspergillus terreus NIH2624, 1206 nucleotides. RefSeq names its product putative C6 transcription factor. The record is from RefSeq and is a predicted model, not a curated record. Gene Ontology annotation, biological process: regulation of DNA-templated transcription. The transcript is spliced from 6 exons. Gene Ontology annotation, molecular function: DNA-binding transcription factor activity, RNA polymerase II-specific; transcription cis-regulatory region binding. The coding region runs from base 1 to 1206 and encodes 401 amino acids. Lineage: Eukaryota; Fungi; Ascomycota; Eurotiomycetes; Eurotiales; Aspergillaceae. Gene Ontology annotation, cellular component: nucleus.
AUGCCAAAAGAUCCAACUACGGAGUACGUUUUCGCUCUCGCACUGUAUACUUGUACCGUGUCUGACGGUCAACACAGACGAAUUGAAAACGUCGAAUCCGAAGUCCGACGCCUUCGUGAGCAGUUGGAUGACAUGCACAGCCUUCUUCGUCUCCAUUCGCAGACGAGCGUGGUACCUCUGGCGGGGGGCGUGGCAUCACCUCCAGAUCCCCUUCCUGCGCAGCAGCCUUGCCCCGUGCCGUCACCUGCACAGAUGUUAUCUGGUGCCCCUGGGGACAUGCCUGCGUAUCUUGAUUCAACCUCGGUUGACAUGACAGGUCCUCAGAGGGAUGUACUGCUCCAAAGCAUUCCACCGGAAAACGAAUAUGCUCGUCCCGCGAAGCGAAAGCGAUCUGGUUUCGAGGUCCGAUGCGACCCUAUAGCGGAUUUCAUUAGUAAAGGCAUGAUAACGGUGGAAUAUGCCGUGUCCUGUUUUCAAACGUACAUUCCCAUAUUUGACCCAGAAAACGACACAUUUGCAUCUGCAGACAUAUUACACUCCGAGCUGAAAAAGUGGAUCAACGUCGUUAUCCAAAACGAAAGACUAAACUGCUUGGAAUCCGUACAAGCCCUCCUUGUCAUCGCGUGCUAUUCGGCCGAACGUUCACUGCUCCUUUCCUUUGCCACCCGCAUGGCUCUCGACCUGGGUCUGGACGAGGCGUUCGAAGAGCUUACACAGCGACUGACUAUGAAAAACAUAGAAGGGUCGUCAGAUAUGGCUAACUCCAGGGAGGAGGAGAACAUGCUGAUGAGAAAGUCGAGAGUAUGGUUUGGCUUGUUGGUGUUGGAGCAUAUGUACUACCGCCAAACUCAAAAACAUGAUCUUUUCCGUGUGGAUGGAGGAAAGCCGCCCGGAAUUCGGAUGACUGGGAAUGCACGUCGGUGUCGACUGUUGCUUCAUCAUCCCUCGUCGACGGUGUUGGAUUUGCGGCUUUUUUCGCAGGUUGAGGUAGAUCUUGACCUGUGGUUUGAUGACUGGCUUCGCAUAAUCGGUAUGCAAACAUACUUGUUGGAGGAACGUGUUCCUGACGAUGGUGCAGAGAACUCCGCCAAUGCAGAAGAAGAACGCCCGUCGUUGCUCGCCGCAUUGCGAGUACAGAAAUGCUGGUCAGAGAUGAUGCUCUACUGCAAAGCGCUGCGAUCCAUGGGGGUCGAGAACAUAGCGUGA